Messenger RNA from Macrosiphum euphorbiae (potato aphid), 990 nucleotides. The record is from the annotation of a GenBank genome assembly. Lineage: Eukaryota; Metazoa; Arthropoda; Insecta; Hemiptera; Aphididae.
AUGAAUCUCAUAUUAAAAUAUAUUAAAAGAAAAUUAUUAUUGUAUUGGAUCUUAAGAAUUUGUGUGAUAAGUAUUUUUUUAGUUAUUGGUAUUGUCGCAUAUUUUAUUUUGUUUCCAUCAAUAAUUUACAUAAACUCAAUUGAUAUUCCAAGAUUUUUAGUCAAGACCAGUGCUGGUGAAUAUGAACUUCUCAAUAUUAGUACAUGCCCAAUAGUUGAAAUUAAUGAAGAAAUAAGUCUUAUAAAUGUGCAAAAACCUGUCAGCAGUACACAAUUAGACUUUAUUAAGCAAUCUGUUUCUUCAGGUGGAGAAUGGAUGCCAAAACAUUGUAUACCUCAACAUCAUACUGCAAUCAUAGUAUGCUAUCGGAAUCGAACAGAUCAACUUCAAACCUUUUUAUAUCAUAUGCAUUCAUUUUUACAAAAGCAAAAUAUACAUUAUCAAAUAUAUGUUAUAGAACAAACAUUUGAUGCUGAAUUUAACCGCGGAAAAUUAUUUAAUGUUGGUUAUCGAGAGGUUACAAUGCGUUCUCUAGCUGGAUGUUUUAUUUUUCAUGAUGUCGACCUUAUGCCAGAAAAUAUAAAUAAUAUUUAUGGUUGUACAAGCUGUCCAAGACACAUGAGUACUAGUAUAAAUGUUUUUAAUUAUAAAUUACCAUAUUAUAAUAUAUUUGGUGGUGCUAUUGCAAUGACGCGAAGACAAUUUCAUGACAUUAAUGGAUUUUCAAAUGUGUUUUACGGAUGGGGUGGAGAAGAUGAUGAUCUGUUUAACAGAGUUUACCAUAGAGGCUAUAGAGUUUGUCGAUAUCCAUCAUUUAUAUCAAGAUAUACAAUGUUAACACACGAAAAAGAAACGCCAAAUGAAAAUAGAAUGAAAUAUUUAAGAAAUGGCCCAAAACGAUUUUAUACAGAUGGUGUUGAUUCAGUUACUUACAAUUUGAUCAAAUAUGAACAAUUACCAUUAUAUACAAGAAUAUUAGUCAACGUUUAA